UCUUCCCACACCUCUCGCCCCAGCGCGGCGUCGUCGUCGAGAGCGAGCGAGCGAGCUACACGAGCUUCCUACAACGCAGCAGCUAAUCACAGCUGUAGCAAAGUGAUCGUACGCCGAGCGGCAUUCUUGCACGCUAGCUACACCCGGCCUCCAAUGGCGCUCCAGGCAUCGACGCCUUCCGUGUUCCGCGCGGUCCCGGCCACCGCCCACGCUCCCUGCCGGCGGCAGUUCCAGGUGCGCGCGAGCGCGGCGGCCCAGAGCGCUGGCGGCAGCAGCAGCAGCAGCGUCGGCGCCGACGGGAAGAUGGUGGUCCCGAAGGAGCCGAGGCCGAGCUCGACCCCGUGGAAGGUGGACUUCUCCGGCGAGAAGCCGGAGACGCCGCUGCUCGACACGGUGAACUACCCUGUCCACAUGAAGAACCUCUCGACCCCGGAGCUGGAGCAGCUGGCGGCGGAGCUCCGCGCGGAGAUCGUGCACACCGUGUCCAAGACCGGCGGGCACCUAAGCUCGAGCCUGGGCGUGGUGGAGCUCGCCGUGGCGCUGCACCACGUGUUCGACACCCCCGAGGACAAGAUCAUCUGGGACGUCGGCCACCAGGCGUACCCGCACAAGAUCCUCACGGGCCGGCGCUCCCGGAUGCACACCAUCCGGCAGACCUCCGGGCUGGCGGGCUUCCCCAAGCGCGACGAGAGCGCGCACGACGCGUUCGGCGCCGGCCACAGCUCCACCAGCAUCUCGGCGGGGCUGGGCAUGGCCGUCGCGCGGGACCUCCUGGGCCGCAAGAACCACGUCAUCUCCGUCAUCGGCGACGGCGCCAUGACCGCCGGCCAGGCCUACGAGGCCAUGAACAACUCGGGCUACCUCGACGCCAACAUGAUCGUCGUCCUCAACGACAACAAGCAGGUGUCCCUCCCCACCGCCACGCUCGACGGGCCGUCCAAGCCCGUCGGCGCGCUCAGUCGCGCGCUCACCAAGCUCCAGUCCAGCACCAAGUUCCGCCGCCUCCGCGAGGCCGCCAAGACCGUCACCAAGCAGAUCGGCGGGCCGACGCACGAGGUCGCCGCCAAGGUCGACGAGUACGCGCGCGGCAUGAUCAGCGCCUCGGGCUCCUCGCUCUUCGAGGAGCUCGGCCUCUACUACAUCGGCCCCGUCGACGGCCACAACGUCGAGGACCUCGUCACCAUCUUCGAAAAGGUGAAGUCGAUGCCGGCGCCGGGGCCCGUGCUCAUCCACAUCGUGACGGAGAAGGGCAAGGGGUACCCGCCGGCGGAGGCGGCGGCCGACAGGAUGCACGGCGUCGUCCGCUUCGACCCGUCGACGGGGAAGCAGUUCAAGUCCAAGUCCCCGACGCUGUCCUACACGCAGUACUUCGCCGAGUCGCUGAUCCGGGAGGCGGAGGCCGACGACAAGGUGGUGGCCAUCCACGCCGCCAUGGGCGGCGGCACGGGGCUCAACUACUUCCAGAAGCGGUUCCCGGAGCGGUGCUUCGACGUCGGGAUCGCGGAGCAGCACGCCGUGACGUUCGCGGCGGGGCUCGCCUCCGAGGGGCUCAAGCCCUUCUGCGCCAUCUACUCCUCCUUCCUCCAGCGCGGCUACGACCAGGUGGUGCACGACGUCGACCUGCAGAAGCUGCCGGUGCGCUUCGCGCUCGACCGCGCGGGGCUCGUCGGCGCCGACGGCCCCACCCACUGCGGCGCCUUCGACGUCGCAUACAUGGCGUGCCUCCCCAACAUGGUGGUCAUGGCGCCCGCCGACGAGGCCGAGCUGAUGCACAUGAUCGCCACCGCCGCCGCCAUUGACGACCGGCCCAGCUGCUUCCGCUUCCCGCGCGGCAACGGCAUUGGCGCCGCCCUCCCGCCGGGAAACAAGGGAACGCCCCUCGAGGUCGGCAAGGGCCGCGUGCUCGUCGGCGGCACCCGGGUGGCGCUCCUCGGGUACGGCACCAUGGUGCAGGCCUGCCUCAAGGCCGCCGAGGCGCUCAAGGAGCACGACGUGUACGUGACCGUGGCCGACGCCCGGUUCUGCAAGCCGCUGGACACGCAGCUGGUCAGGGAGCUCGCCGCCGAGCACGAGGUGCUCAUCACCGCCGAGGAGGGCUCCAUCGGCGGGUUCGGCUCCCACGUCGCCCACUACCUCAGCCUGGCCGGCCUCCUCGACGGGAACCUCAAACUGAGAUCCAUGUUCCUGCCUGACCGGUACAUCGACCACGGCGCGCCGCAGGACCAGAUCGAGGAGGCGGGGCUGACGCCGCGGCACAUCGCCGCCACCGUGCUGUCGCUGCUUGGGAGGCCAUUGGAGGCCAUGCAGCUCAAGUGACCGACCACCAUUGUUUAGUUUCUACGUGACCUUGAACACACACAUACCAUCACCAACAGAUAAAUAAAAUUAAAGCAAAUAGAAAUGAGUGAGUUCAAAUGUGGACGUCUUCAUGCCGGUGUCUGCUACCUCCAUCCCUGACCUAGAAUCCCAUGCUCACAUGGAUCUGUCUCAAGGCUAGUAGUCCUAGAUAGGAGGUGCCAAGGCAAGGCCAUGCCCCCAUGUGUGUACGUGAUCCUUGGCGUGGUGCAAUGCUUCCAAACGCUAGAGGAUAAGGGGUGGUGAAACCAUGAAACGAGGGCAUCGCCAUGCUUUGAUUCCUGGAGCAGUAAGGUGGAUUGCCAUCCUCGCUGCCAGCUGCUGAUUUUGUCAGUGGUGACACAGGCAUGCAUGGCCCCACAUGCCAGCUGAUCUUGCUAGUGUUUUUUUUUUAACUUUUUGUAUAGGAUGCAUGCAUAAGAUGGCAAGCAUAUGUAAACAACUCAAAAACAAUGUAAUCUUUCGCGUUCAGUGCUGGACCUAUACCUAUACAUGUAUGUAUAAACAAAGAAAAGAUGUGUGGGUUGUUGUCUCUGCUGAGAAAGAUGGACAAUGAGCACUCUCUUGUCUGGUGAGAAA
Messenger RNA from Panicum hallii, 2934 nucleotides. Its product is annotated as probable 1-deoxy-D-xylulose-5-phosphate synthase 2, chloroplastic. NCBI's taxonomy places the organism in Eukaryota, Viridiplantae, Streptophyta, Magnoliopsida, Poales, Poaceae. Gene Ontology annotation, biological process: terpenoid biosynthetic process. The transcript has 3 exons. The record is from RefSeq and is a predicted model, not a curated record. Gene Ontology annotation, molecular function: 1-deoxy-D-xylulose-5-phosphate synthase activity. Bases 154 to 2316 code for a protein of 720 amino acids.